AUGUUGACAUCAACCCAUCCUUUUGCUCUUCUCUUCAGUGUACCUGCCUUAGGGCCAACCAAGUGCUUGUCGUCAGUCGGGCUGACUGGCUUGCUCGCUUUCUUCACUUUUUGCUUCCGCCCUGGGCCCCCUCCGAUUGAUAGUAGCUACAUGGUGGACAGCGCAAGAAAACAAGAAAUCCUAGCUGGGCAAACUUGUCCAUAUUCACCUGCGCGUCCAUGUCCAACGACGUUGCACCCGCCGUGCAAUAGAUCCCACCACGUCUUUUCUUCUCCCGGCUGCGGCACCUUGGCCCACGACAAAAUACCGCCCUGGUUCAAGCUCCCCUCUUCCCGGCGGGUUGAGCAUCCUAUGCUACCAGCUCGCACUCAUUCCUAUUCUUGGAAGUCUUCCAGACCGAGGAGACCGGUCUUGGGGUUGUGGACCUACACCACCUACCUACCAGUUUGCUUCCCGCGCUGGCCGGCAUGGCUUACCCCUCUACUACCUGGCCCCUCUUGGCACGUCCUUCGCUGGCGGCCUGGAUGCCUCGACGAUGUCGGUGUAGCGCCUUGCAAGCUUAACGUUGUCGCAGGUAACGAUCGGCACAUUCCUCUAUCUUCCUCCAACUUCUUCUCAUCCAUCAUGGCUCAGUUUUUGACCUCCAUUCUACCUAAUGAAGGACGCAGAGAUGAUUUAUUUUACGUCUCGCUGCACACCAUCGAUUCAACCUCGCUGAGUCUAUUCCGCAGGGAAAGCAUCCACUACAUUCCUCCCUCCCCCCAUCCGUAG
Molecule: messenger RNA, 771 nt
Organism: Colletotrichum destructivum
Lineage: Eukaryota; Fungi; Ascomycota; Sordariomycetes; Glomerellales; Glomerellaceae
Exons: 4
Coding region: 1-771 (256 amino acids)
Source: RefSeq, a predicted model, not a curated record